Molecule: messenger RNA, 1274 nt
Organism: Chelmon rostratus (copperband butterflyfish)
Lineage: Eukaryota; Metazoa; Chordata; Actinopteri; Chaetodontiformes; Chaetodontidae
Product: F-box only protein 44-like
Exons: 6
Coding region: 29-883 (284 amino acids)
Biological process (GO): glycoprotein catabolic process; SCF-dependent proteasomal ubiquitin-dependent protein catabolic process
Cellular component (GO): cytoplasm; SCF ubiquitin ligase complex
Molecular function (GO): ubiquitin protein ligase activity; protein binding
Source: RefSeq, a predicted model, not a curated record
ACGCCACUAGCCUGGGUCUGUCCCAGGCAUGAAGAGGAAAGCUAACGCUAUGGGUGCAACUCAGAGCUCUGAUUCAGCCUCCAGACGCAGAGGCAGUUCGGCCGCGGUGCCGUCCACCUCGCUUUCUCAGGAAGAUUUCUUACCUGUUCCUCUGGAGAUCCUGGAGGAGAUCUUCCUGAAUCUUCCUCCUGAUCAGGUGGUUUGCGUUUGCCGGUUAGUGUGCCAUCAAUGGAAGGGGGUGGCUGACAGCGAAUCACUGUGGAGGGAGAGAUGCAGAAGAGAAGGAUAUCGCCUCCGCCAUGCUUCCAGAACACCCAAAGACUGGAGGUUUUUUUACUUCCUGUGCAAAAAGAGAAGAAAUCUUCUCAAGAAUCCAAGAGCAGAACAGAAAAUGAAGAAUUGGCAGAUAUUGGAGAAUGAUCGUGAUAAGUGGAAAGUAGAGGAAGUUAUGGUGCCACAUCCAAACGAGGCAGUCCAGAAAACCUUUGUGACGCCUUCUGGUGGAAUUCGCAUGAAGUCACAGCUGAUUGAUUUGAGGAUGGAAGGUUACAACCCUUCGUUCAUGGAUCGCUUCCAGCCAGACAUCAAAAUAUCUGAUUGGUAUGCACGGCGAUGGGAUUGUGGCACCGAAUACGAACUCCUUGUAGAGCUGCUGAAUAAAAAAAGAAAGCCUAUCAGGACAUUUUCCCCCAUGCAGAUUUACUUUGAGGAGAGGAACGAUCAGCAAUGGAUCGAGAUGACCCAUGUGUUCCAGAACUACGGACCAGGAGUGAGAUACAUCCGUUUUAAUCAUGGAUGCAAGGAGAGACACUUCAGGGCAGCAUGGAUUGGAAUUCAUGUUACAGACAGCUGCAUUGAGAUAUGUCCAGCAAUGGAGACAUAGCUGUUUGGGAUUCAUCUAAUGCCUGCUUCCUGCCUUCACCUGAAACUGCACCUUUUUAUAGCCUGCAGUUAUUUAACAUGUAAAAAGAACAUUUCUGUGUCUGCAAACCUAUAAAUAUGUGCAAUCUUUAUGAAAUGUUACAUUCACCCUAUUUACCGUUCAGUGUUGUUGCAUGACAUCAGCAGAACAGAGAAGUACAGUAACUGACCUCACAGAGAAUAAAAUCCAUCUCCUCAGUAUUACUGACCUGGAGAUGUCUAGAGCUGCAACUAUUAAUAGAUUGUUUUCAAGUAUUAUAUUAUGUGCCAGCUAUUUUGAUAAUGGUUAUGAUUAUAUUUGCUAUUGAUGUCAAGCUGAAUAAAAAUCAAACAUAACUUUUCUUCUCAUUUGA